AUGAUGUUCUUUUCACUCAUAACAGCAGCGGCGUCGGUGCUUCUCUGCUCCGUGUCUGCUCAAGGUACCAGCUCUGUCUCCCCGCAGAGCAGCACCUCAGUUUAUGCCCGACCUGAUGUGCCAACGGGCACUCCCAUUCCCGGAAAUUACACGGGCCCCUUACGGCCACAGAUUCACUUCUCCCCUCCGCAGAACUUCAUGAACGAUCCCAAUGGCUUGUUCGUGGAUGCCAAUGGAACAUGGCACCUAUAUUACCAGUAUAACCCUAGUUCGCCGGUCCCGGGUGAUCAACACUGGGGCCAUGCAACGAGCGAGGACCUGUAUCAUUGGGUCAACCAGCCGAUUGCUAUUUACCGACCCAACGACGCUGAAUACGUCUACAGUGGCUCCGCCGUUAUAGACCUCAACAACACGUCCGGCUUCUUCCCUGAUCAAGACAACGGCGUAGUCGCUAUCUACACCCUUGCGUCCUACCCGUAUACAGGGGCCAUACAGACGCAGAACAUUGCAUAUAGCCGAGACGGCGGAUACACGUUCACUCCAUACGAAGGAAACCCGGUCAUCCCAAGCAAUCUUCCUCAUUUUCGUGAUCCAAAAGUAAUUUGGUAUGAGGAUCACUGGGUGAUGGUGGUUGCGUUCGCCACGGAAUUCUCCAUCGGGAUCUACACCUCGCCUAAUCUGAUAAACUGGACAUUCGCAUCCAAUUUUUCAUACCACGGCCUGCUAGGCUACCAAUACGAAUGCCCCAGUCUACAGACGGUGCCCAUGGAGGGCACAGACGAGGUCAUGUGGCUCAUGUUCCUUUCUAUCAAUCCUGGGGCACCUCUCGGCGGCUCCAUCUCCCAGUACUUCCCAGGCUAUUUCAACGGCACGCACUUUGAGGCCGUCGACCCCGUGGCCCGCAUUGCCGACUUCGGCAAAGACAACUACGCCGGCCAAUUCUUUUACGGCACGCCCGCGAACGAAGCGGUCAGCAUCGCGUGGGCGAGCAACUGGCAAUACACCGGACUCACGCCCUCUGGCUCCUCUGAAGGUUGGAGGAGCAGCAUGUCCCUUCCCCGGCGUAACUACCUCGCGAACGCCACCCGCAUUGGCUGGGUGCUAGUCUCGGAGCCGUACGACCUCACCCCCGUUCUGGGCCGUGAGCUAGCCGCCAACGACUCCCUCGGCAAUGGUACUGUUCUAGUGGACUACUCCUCGGUUUACAGCAACGCGGUCUAUUUCGAGGUAAACGUGACCGAUAUCCCCCGGGCCAACGUCUCCGGGUCCGCCACCCUCAAUUUCACAUUUCUAUCGCUCGACACCGGAGAGUCUGUGCUAGGCGGCUUCUACUUCGGAGGCGACAACCCGUUCUUCCUCGACCGCGGGAACACGCGCGGGUUCGACAACGUCUUCUAUACGGACAAGUUCAGCACCGUCAGCAUCCCCAAUGGCACCUGGUCGCUCUCUGGUGUCAUCGAUCGCUCUAUCCUCGAGGUCUUCAUCAAUGGCGGCGAGCAUUCCGCGACUAUCACGUUCUUCCCCACGCAGCCGCUCACGGUCAUGGCGUUGAGCACCGUGGACCUGCCGCCGGAUACGGGGGUUAGUGUUGCGGUGUAUGCGAUUGAGAGCGCGUGGCAGCAGUAUGAGAAUGAGAAUGGGACUGUGGUGGGCAACGUGACCGAAAGCACUCCUGCAAGGAGGUUUUCGAAGAGGUAUGCGGGGUAUGGAGGAUAA
Messenger RNA from Coniosporium apollinis CBS 100218, 1716 nucleotides. RefSeq lists its product as uncharacterized. Gene Ontology annotation, biological process: sucrose catabolic process. The record is from RefSeq and is a predicted model, not a curated record. Gene Ontology annotation, cellular component: fungal-type vacuole. Lineage: Eukaryota; Fungi; Ascomycota; Dothideomycetes. Bases 1 to 1716 code for a protein of 571 amino acids. Gene Ontology annotation, molecular function: sucrose alpha-glucosidase activity. The transcript is spliced from 3 exons.